ACAUCAAAGAACGCCGGCGGUGCGUGACAUAUGACACUUUUAUCGAGGGUGGACAAUGGAACAGCCAAUAUUGAACACAAAUUGCAGCCAUUUUCGGAUUGAGUAGACGAAUAUCGAUUACCGAGACGAAGAGAGGAUUAACUGAUCUGAUAUCAUCAAAGGAUAAGUCAAACACAGCAGUUCAUUGGAAAAUCAACAUAAAUUUCAAGUUCUGGAUUAAAAUUAGCCUUUUUUCUUUAAUUUAAUAUUGUGUUAAAUAGUGUGUAAUCUCGGAAUUGUCACAGAGCAUGUCAAUUAAUUGUGUAAACAAAAGGUAACGGAAAAAUUGAAAAUGGAUUGGAGUGUACGGACAGGUGUUUUACACACCUUGCUACAAAUUUUGUGCUGGAAAGUUGUUAUGAGUUACAAUGUGCAUGUAGAUUUAAAACGAAAUAGUGUGUCAGACGCGAUUUUCAACGCAAGUCUUGGAGGGGGCUGGUCGUAUUAUUUUGAUCGUUGGUCGCGGUCAGAAAAUAUUAAUGAUAUAAUGUCAUUAGAUGCAACAGAAGGGACAGUAUUUCUGAAAGAUGCAGAUCAAAUUUGUAAACAUAUCCGCUCAAAUCCAUUAGAUGUUCGGAUAUUAGGAAAGACAUAUUCACACAUAAACGACAGAAAUUUCAUCUCUAAUUACACAAUGAUUUCAUUGACAAUCAUUUUUCAUAAUCUACCAUGUAGAGUUCCAUUCCAUUCUUCGAAAUCAGAACAUUCAUUGUCAUCUAAACAUUCUGUACAAGCUGUGAUAUUUAGUGACAAAUUUGCACACUGGAAUAAGUUGAAUUGCCUAGAAAAAGGAAUAAAUGCGUUUUAUUUAAGGAAUCAUAUUCCAGUUUCAAUAUUUCAAAGUAUGUGUGAUGUUUCUAUCAAGAAUCCUAAUUUUCAGUUCCAUUUUGAAAACUCCUCUAUUUCUACUACGCGUGUUCAGUGCCUGUAUGAUUCUGAUAUUGCAGUUCCAAUUCAGAUUGUAUUGUGUCAGGAUAAACACAGAUCUUCAGUUUAUGUUAGUAUCCAACCAGUAGAGUCUUCAUUCAGCAGGUUCACGGUUCAAAGCAGCCAUAAAAACCAUUUACGCUUGAAACGUCAAACAUCAAACACUUCUCCUUCGUUUUCUAAAGACGAGUACAGGGCCUCCAUUCCGGAAAAUCAAGCUGCAGGCCUUUCUGUUAUAUUGCUUACUGCAACAGAUCCAGACCAGGGAGAAAAUGGCAAGCUCACAUACUCUAUGACUGCCUUGCGCGAUUCACGCAGUAAUGAUAUGUUUACUAUAAAUCCUAUUUCUGGACAAGUGACUACGACGAAGAAACUAGAUCGUGAGGAAAUACCACGCCAUGAUUUUGCAGUUACGGCAACUGACAACAAUGCUUUGUUUAAGAAAUCAGCAGUAACAAUGUUGAUAAUCACAGUUGAAGACGAAAAUGAUCAUACACCAACAUUUGACCAGACAAUUUAUAAAGUAGAAAAGUAUGAAAAUAUUCCUGUGUCAACUACCAUUACUACAGUCCGGGCCAUUGACAGAGAUUCUGGGAAGAAUCGUGAAAUUCGAUACAGCAUCAUUGUACCAGCAAAUCCUUCAACUUUCAAAAUUGACCCAAUUUCUGGUAGUAUUUCAACUCUGAAAGUAUUAGACAGGGAAGUUCAGGCAAGUUACCAGUUGAUUGUUCAAGCUAAGGAUCAAGCUAGUUUUGGGAAACAGCGAUCAUCUACUGCUACCAUUGAGAUAAAGGUUCUUGAUGAAAAUGAUAAUUAUCCACAAUUUGACCAAAGCUCUUACACAGUAAAUGUUUCUGAGAAUUUGGACAUAUCAAGUCGUCCAGUUAUUGCUCAGAUAUCAGCAACUGACUCAGAUGAAGGAAGAAAUCAGGAAAUCACUUACAGUAUUACUGGUGGAAAUUUAGAGGACACUUUCUACAUAGAUCCAACCUCAGGUGAGGUUUCAGUGCAAAAACCCUUAGACUAUGAAGCCAAUAAAGAAUUUAAUCUAAAAGUGAAAGCAUCUGAUAAUGGGCAAUUUCCAAGAACGAACAGCACAAAUUUAUGGAUAAGGAUUGACGAUUUGAAUGAUAACCCACCAUAUUUCCAAAGUUCAGUUUACACAGGGUCAGCUGUAGAGGGGGAAAGUACUGGCACACUUGUAUUAACUGUUCGUGCUUUAGAUGAUGAUGAUGGGAUAAAUGGACAAGUGGUUUAUACACUUCUCAAUGUUCCACCAGCUUUUCCGUUUGCGAUAGACCCAGACCUGGGCGAGAUCAGAGUAAGAGCAACACUUGACAGAGAAAUACAGUCAUCCUAUUUAUUUACUGUACAAGUCAAAGACAAAGGCCAGCCACAGCUGUCAGCGACUGUUUCCGUAGAAAUUACUGUAAAUGAUAUAAACGACAACAGUCCAAUUUUUCCGCAGAAAAUAUUUUACACGAGUAUUUCCGAGGAUGCACCAAAGUAUAAGCAAGUAAUACAAGUGACAGCUAAUGAUGCAGAUACUGGUAUAAACUCACAUCUUACAUACAGUAUUAUCAGUGGUAAUAAUGAUCAGGUGUUUUCUAUAGGAAGAGAGACUGGAGUUAUAACACUAGCCAAAACUUUGGACUACAAGAUUCAAAAUAAGUAUAUUCUUACUGUGCGGGCAGCAGAUUCUGGUACAGGCAACAGAUUUGAUACAGCAGAGGUUCACAUAAAUGUUACAGAUAUAAACAAACAUACACCAGUGUUUAGAAAUACAAACUAUCAGUUUAAUGUAGAUGAAGGUGCUUUGGUUGGAACAUCAGUAGGAAAGGUCCAGGCCAUGGACAAAGAUGUUGGUGAAAAUGGAAGAAUCACUUAUGAAAUAAUAGGAGUAGAAGAAUUUAGUAUUGAUCCAGUGACAGGUGAAAUUGCAACAAGGGAAGUUCUGAACCAUGAAUUACACACUGCAUAUUCUUUUGAAGUCAGAGCAAGCGAUCAUGGUGACCCAGUACGUCAAGACACUGCUAGUGUGAUAGUGAUUGUGAAUGACAAGAAUAAUAAUGUGCCCAAAUUUGAUAAACCAGUCUAUGAUGCGAGUGUUAGUGAGGCAGCAUUUGACGGACAUCUUGUUACAACCGUACACGCAUCUGAUGCAGACUCUGGGAUCAAUGCACAGAUUAACUACAGAUUUUCUGACAUUGGGUCUGGUUACAGUGACUUUGAAAUUGAUGAUGCUAGUGGUGAUAUCCGUGUUGCUAAAGAUAGCAAGAUUGACAGAGAGAAACGUAAUAAUUACACACUUACAGUGCUAGCUGUAGACAAAGGGGUAAUUCCAUUAACCGGAUCGGUAGAAGUUAGAAUCAAGAUUGAAGAUAUCAAUGACAAUGCUCCAAAGUUUGCUAAAGACGAAAUUAUUGCCAUGGUACCAGAAAAUCAAAAAAUUGGUUCAACUGUUGCCGUUAUAGAAGCAGUAGAUCCAGAUGAAGGAGUUAAUGCUGAUGUGGAAUAUACGUUAGAAGGUGGAUUAGAUGCAGAUAAAUUUCUCUUAGCGAAUCAACCAGGCGAUCCUGCAAUUAUUGUAAAUCGUGUUGACCUGGAUUUUGAAUCAGAUAAAAAGGAAUAUUAUAUCCAGCUGAAAGCAUCGUCUGGGACAUUAUUUUCUAGAGCACUGAUCAUCAUUAAAGUGCAAGAUGUUAAUGAUAAUGCACCAGUUUUAAAAGACUUUUGGAUUAUAUUUAACAACUAUGUGGAUCAUUUUCCAUCUGAACCCAUAGGUAGAAUUCCUGCAUUUGAUCCAGACGUCUCUGAUCAGGCAAAAUUGAAGUAUGAAUUCUUGAUGGGCAAUGAGGCAGGGUUCCUUCAUCUGAACAGAACAACAGGCGAGAUAACUCUUGAUUCAAGGCUUAACUCAGACGUACCACGAAAUGGAACCAUUCAAGUUAAAGUAUCGGAUGGUCUGAACGAGGUUCGAGCAACAUGUCGUCUGCAUGUACAUCUAGUCACCAUGGAAAUGUUAGAAAAAAGCGUCACCAUUCGUAUCAAUAACAUGACCAGUGAUACGUUCCUCUCUCCACUUUUUACGUUCUUCGUUGAUGCACUGGCGACAAUUAUAAACGUGAGCAAGGAAAACAUCUUUGUGAUAAAUGUACGUAAUGAUACGGAUGUAAAAGCUCAGAUACUGAAUGUGACAGUGUCAAUACGAGAGAAAUCGGUACGUGUGGACAGACAGAUGGUAGACGUUUUCUACAGUGCUGAGUUCCUAAAGGAACAGAUCUAUCUCCAAAGAACACUGCUGGCAAAUCUUUCUACCGUACAGAUAUUGCCAUUUGAUGACAAUCUGUGUUUGACAGAGGUUUGUUCUGGUUUUGAGAAGUGUCUGUCAAGGUUGAGGUUCGGAGAGGCGGCACCUUUCAUCUCGUCGGACACGAUGCUGUUCCGACCAAUAUAUCCUGACAAUGGUUACAAGUGCGAAUGUCCUCAUGGUUUUACAAACAAUAACAGUUUCUCAUACUGUAACGUUGAGAUAAAUCUGUGCUACUCCAACCCAUGCAACAGCUCUCGGGGCCUGUGUCACAGCACAGAGGAAGGGUAUACAUGUGAUUGUAAACCUGGAUUUACAGGUACAAGCUGUGAGAUAGAUCUAGCUGCUCAGUAUGACACAGUUUCCUGUCCGACCAAUGCUUGUCAGCCACCGUCUGUCUGUGUGCCACUCAUUAACGGUGGUUUCAGGUGUGAUCACUGCCCAGACAACAUUGACUACAACGAGUACUGCCAGCAGACCGCCCGCAGCUUCCCUAAAGGUUCUUUCCUCAUGUAUCCAACCAUAAAGUCAAGAUACAGGUUCUCCAUUCAACUAAAGUUUGCCACCCAGCAUAAGAAUGGUCUGUUAUUUUACAAUGGAAGAUUUAACGAGUUACACGACUUCAUGGCUUUAGAGAUUAUUGAUGCUCAAGUUCAGUUCUCGUUCUCCACCGGGUCAGACAUCGUGAAAGUGGCACCGUAUAUAACCGGAGGUGUCAAUGACGGCAAAUGGCACAAGGUCACAGUGGAUUAUCUCAAUAUGACAGCGACAGUAACAGUGGGUGAGGAGUGCGAGACAGAAAUAUCUGUGAAAUAUGGACGACCCAUCAGCUACACCUGUGCUGCUAGAGCUUCACAACAGUUUACUAUGAAAAAUUGUUCGAAGGAAGGCAAUCCACUAAACUGUCCUAAGCUGCUGGAUCUGACUGGACCACUACAGAUCGGAGGUCUGCCAACACUGCCGUCCAAUUUCCAGGUGAAAAAUAAGGACUAUGUAGGCUGUAUGAGAGAGUUCUAUGUGGAUGGGAAACUUCUCGACUUCAAUAAAUCCGUGGCGAAUAACGGUACAGAGCCAGGAUGUAAGGCAAAACAUGAUCAUUGUAAAAGGGCACCUUGUCAACAUGGAGGAACCUGUUUGGAUGGCUGGGAGACAUAUGUGUGUAUCUGUCCUGAUAACUGGGGUGGCAAAGACUGUGGCAACAUGAUUGAUCCACCAAGAAAGUUGACUGGUGACGGCUAUCUACACUUUGAUAACAGUAAUGGUAUCAUUCCAAAUGUACACUUUGGUACAAAAUGGUAUAAUGGAAUUUCAUUCCGUACACGGCAGCAGAAUGGUACCCUCAUGUUUAUAUCUGCUGAAGGGGGUGAAACAGUUCAUAUUGAGUUAAUUGGUGGAUAUGUGAGUUAUAGCUACAUAAACAGUGUCGGACCUCAGACGUUUGUAUUUAACUCGGUCACCGUCAAUGAUGGCAAGUGGCAUUACUUUGAGGUCCGCUGGCCAGACAAUGGAGACUUUAUUAUGAUACUGGAUUACGGACAAAGACAAAUUCUGCAUAAGAUUCAAAGUACCCUGGAACAGAAAAAGAUACUACAUGUGCAUGUAGGAGCCCUGAAGGUAGGGCCAGCCCAAGCUGAAAAUCACUUUAUUGGAUGUGUAAAGAAUAUGAAUGUUGGAAACAAGGAGAAUUCUGAGUUGCAGCGACCAAGAAUAGUCAACGCGCAGCAAGGUUGUGAUUCUGGGGAUGCAUGUAAAAGUAGUCCGUGCACAACACGUGCAGAAUGUGUCAAUGAAUGGGAGGGAUAUUCAUGCAAAUGUCCUCCUGGUACUUUAGGACCAAACUGUAAUAAUAUCUGUACGAACUAUAACCCUUGUCAGAACGAGGCUACCUGUCGACAGCCGUUAGGUGGCUAUAUCUGUGAAUGUGGCCUGUUACAGUCUGGAAAAUAUUGUGAAAUCACUACUCCACGGUCAUGUCCCCAAAACUGGUGGGGACACCCAGUCUGUGGGCCUUGCCCGAAGAAUUGCACCAGUCAAAAUGGGUUUGAUCCAAGCUGCGAAAAAACUACUGGCAAAUGUUUCUGUAGGGAUAACUUCUACAAGCCUCCAGGCAGCUAUAAGUGUUUGCCAUGUAAUUGUUAUGGUCAUGGAUCCAGGAGCUAUUCGUGUGACCCUGUGACGGGUCAGUGUCCGUGCAUAGAUGGGGUGACAGGUCGAAGAUGUGACCAAUGUCCGAGCAAGUAUGCAGAGAUACGGAAAGAUGAAGAUACUGAGAUAUAUGGAUGUAAAGUUGAUUACGAGGCAUGUCCCAGGAUUUACUCCCAUGGUAUGUGGUGGGACACUAAGAUAGCCAAUGUAAUGGUUACUCAACAAUGUCCAGAUGAUGCGUUUGGAGCUGCUACACGUAACUGUAGCGCUAACGGUCUCUGGCAGGAACCUGACUUCUUCAACUGUACUAGUAAAUUAUUCAGCGAUCAUCUUACACAGAUUGAGAAGAUAGAGUCGGGCUCACUGAAGAUUAACACGUUCGUUGCCAAGACAACACUGGCAUCACUCGCUGAUACAACAUCACAAAUAGACACGAUGUAUGGGAAUGACAUCAACAUCACAGCCAGAAUAAUGAACAGAAUUCUUGAUUAUGAAAACCUCCGAUCUGGGCUGAACCUGACAAGUGAACAAGACAGUCACUAUUUAUCUAAUGUCCUAACAGUUCUCAGUGACACAUUACAAGUAAAGUAUGCCAGUGAGUGGUCACGGUUGAACCAGCAAGGUAUCGGCGCAGCACAACUGCUAACAAAGCUCGAGACUUACCUCUCUACAUUGUUAUCUGCCCUUGAACUCACAACGACAGAAUCUUCACGACCAUAUAAUGUUGUUACUGAUAAUAUAGUGCUGAGUGUUGACUUCAUAAACAAAAAUAAUUUCACUGGACGCAGUAUUCCGAAGUUUAACAACAUUGUUAAAACAAGCACGUUCGAUGAUGACACAAAUGUCUAUUUUCCAAAGUCUAUUUUAUCAGAACCUCCACUUCAAGAUUUCCUGCGACCUGAUCUCAUGAGCACACCAAAGGCCUAUGUUGGUUACAUAAUGUAUAAGCAGCUGGGAGAUUUACUACCAAAAGUCUACUCUGACAAUGUCAGAGUGUUGUCUGGCCGUCCCAUGUCGGCGAACAGUCCACUAUUUACAAUAUUGGUGAAGGAUGAUGGGAAGAUAGUAAAUGGUUCCCUAGCUAAUCCGAUAGUGAUCACAUUUAAACAGUUACAGACAGCGAACCGGACUAGUCCUCAAUGUGUGUCGUGGCAGUAUGACUCGUCAAGAAAAGGUAUUUGGUCAUCAAAGGGAUGUGUGCAGUCAGACCGGUACACACUCGAUACAGACAUGUAUGUGAAAUGUUCCUGUAGUCACAUGACCAGUUUUGCAGUGUUGAUGGAUAUAUCGGAUCAAGAGUAUGUGCCAGCCGAGCCGGUGUCUAUAGAGGUGUUUACAUAUAUUGGACUGGUUAUCAGUAUGGGAUGUUUGGUUGUCUGUUUUAUAUUCCUGUUUUUCCUGAAGAGAAUCCAGUCUAACACCAACAGUAUACAUAUCAACCUCAUCUUCGUUAUCUUCAUCACACUACUCGCUUACCUCAUCGGUAUAAACCAUACAGAAAAUGAGCUGUACUGUCGACUGGUUGCCAUAGCUUUACACUAUUUCUAUAUGACUGGGUUUACCUGGCUGUUUGUGGAUGUUUUACACAUAUAUAGGAUGUUAACAGAGAUACGAAACAUAGAUCUUGGUUCAAUGAAGUUUUACUACCUUAUCGCCUAUGUUAUACCAGGAAUCAUCGUCAGUCUAGCUGUUGGACUGAACACAGAGGGAUAUGGAAAUAAAAACUUUUGCUGGUUAAUGAUGGCGGACAAGUUUAUCUGGAGUUUUGCGGGUCCGAUAUCUGUGUCAGUGAUUAUCAAUGUAUUUGUGUUUGUGUUAGCAAUGAAAGCCUCGUGCAUGGAGAAAAUUGGUGUAUCAGACCCAGCUCCUCUCAGGAUUGGAUUGUUUUCCAACAUCAUUAUCCUGUUGUUGUGGGGUAUUACAUGGGUGACCGGUCUGUUGUCUGUGAACUAUAACUACCAGGUUCUGCACGUUAUCUACGCACUACUGUGUCUUGCUCUUGGAGUGUUCGUCUUCAUUAUGUACAUCAUCGUCAAUGCUCAGGUGAGGCGUGAGAUAAAGAAGUUUUGGUACCGAAUACGAGGACAGAAACUGGACCUGGAUGAUAACAUUGGUGGAACUAGAAGUUCUCUGUAUAGUAGAUCAGCAUUAGCGUACAGAAAUGACUCGUGUGACGGUGGACUUGCAAGAAUCAAUGUUGGUAUCUCGACUACAUCGACAACAAGCAGAUCUACCAGCAAGAGUAGUGGUGGACUGUACAAAGGCGAGGAAUACCUGCGCAGCACAAGUACAUCCACUUCUGGAAAUAUGCCGCCAGUAAAAUAUCCCCGUACAGACAGCCUUCCACCACCAUAUGGAUAUGACCCAGAAAAACCUGACGGAAUUGACCCUGAUUCUAUGCAGAUACAUCCAAAAAGAGAAAAUAAUGAUUCAGAUUCCGACAGUGAGAUGUCAGAACGUGUUAGUCUCGACCUGGCAUCAAGUCACUCUUCAGAUGAAGACGAUGAUAUUGACGUACAGAUGGACUGGGAAAGUCAAAUGCCGAAAAAUAAAAAAAUAGAUUGCCAAGAAUUGCUCUUUCACAUGAACAAGUUAAUACCAAAAGAGGAAGCAAAAGAGCAGAUGAGAAAAAAGAAGGAAGAAUUUCUACAACAACAACAACAUCAGCAGCAGCCGUCACCGGUGAUCCCAACAAGUCAACAUCAGUACCAUAAUCCAUUUGAACAACAUAUAUAUGCCGGACCCCCAUCUCCGAAGUAUUCUCCGAAACCAUUACAUGCUCCAGGACACUGGCCAGGUGACCCACAGUUAUCUGGGUAUACCGGGAGUGACUCAGAAUAUCGGACCUCGGACCAUCCUACAUUGUCAAGUACACAACCGGAUGUCACAUUGCAAACCCCAGAGUAUAAAGGCAGGGAAUUUAAGAUAGCCACACCGAGACGGACAAACAGUAUCCUGAAUGAUUCCUUGAGUAGUACAGGCAAUACGCACUCCCCAAUGGGCUCCCCUCAGGUGAUAAGGUCCCCUCGUGAGGCCCCCAGAAGUCCCAUACAAAAAAUUAACAGCCCUCUACACAGUCCGAGAAAUCUAAGCCCGAGUGAUCGAAUGACGGUGAAAGUGCUCACACAUAGGGGCAGCAUCUCCUCAGAUUCAGAAUGCAGUCAUGAAACUUGCGUUUGAUGGUAACCUAGGAUAUAAUUGCCAUAGUAACCCUGGACAGUGUUUCCAAGGUAACCAGACAUGAUUGCCUGGGUGACCUAGGACAUAUUUACCAUGAUAACCUAGGACAUAGUUGUCAUUAUAACCAAGGAAUUUUGAGUGUUCAUAGUAAACUCAAGACAUAGUUGCCAUGGUAAUCUAAGACAAAAUAUUCAAGGUAACCUCAGAAUGUGUCUCCAUGGUAACCUGGGACAUAGUUAUCAUGGUACUCCAGGACACAUUAAUUUUGCUGGUGAAUUCUGAAUGUAUUAUAUUGUGCUAAUCUCGGUGAUAUAUUUGGUGCAUUUGAAAAUAAAUAAUAGAAUGCAGGUGUUGAUUAAAGAGUAUUCAGUGAACUGGUCCUUCAUGGGGGCUGUAAACUUUUAAAUACUUGGUUGAAAAUAUGUUCUGCUUUGAUACGAGUUCAAUCAAGUCCUCAUUUUCUUGGACCUUGUAUUGACCAGUUAAAAUUGUGCUAGUGAUCUUGUUAUGACCAGGGAAACUACCCCGGAGACUUUAUGACUACAGUGAAACUGUGCUAGCAACUUUAUGAAAGGAACUGUGAAACCACAGGGAGUUCAUAGAUUUCUUAUUGAAUAUGUUCAUUACACAACAGUGUGUUGUAUGUUAAUUGUUUUAUUUAAGUCAUGUUAGAAUAGAAAUAAUUGUCUUAAUUAAAGAUAUUAUAAGUAGUUCCAUUAAACAGAUGGAAAAAUGCUGUGGAUUGUAGAAAAAGUGAGAGAAUGACGAUUGUGUAGGAAUAUCAGUGUUGGCAUAUCUAGCAUAUAUUACAAAAGGUUGUGAUAUGACCUUUAUACAUAUCUGAAUAAUAUAAUAUAGUCCCUUAUACCUAUAUGAAAUCCAGGGGAAUUUAAAUGUUUGAUCAAUGAUAAACAACCGGCUGUGAGCCCUUGAGGAUCUAGUGAAGAAUUGGAAGCUGUGAGGAUUCAAUGAAAACUUCUGAUUUUUUUGUGUUAUUUGUAUGAAAUGAUGUAUAAAUCAGAUUCCAUAGUGAGAACUGUGGUCAGUAUAUAUUGACGUGCUUUAUCAAGAUUUAGAGAUUUAUAUACCAAAGAGCAUAAUAUGAUUUUGAUACUAUGGUUUUUUAUUCUGGCUAUGCUUUAAAAAUUAUUUUUCAUCUAUUCAUUUCUCACAAUAAGUAGCAUUUGUCAUUGAAGCUGUAUUUCCAAAAAAACUUAUGUCCUUAAAGGGUAGCAGUUACAGGACUUGCACUAUAAGUUUGUCUAUCUGGCGGAAAAUGGUUUUUGCUUCAGCUAUAUCUUUUAAACUAUUGAAGGGAUCUUUACACAGUUCUUUAGCAUGAUAAUAAAGUAUGUUGUGAGCUGGAGUCAGGUCUGUACCAUCAAGGUUACAAGGACUCUGAUCCCAACCAACAAGAAAGAUUACUGAACUUUAGGGACUAACAUCAUGUACUAGCGACUAUUCUGCUGAGUUUAUACAUAUUUUUUGCAUUUCCAUAGAAUAAUUAAUAAAAUUUUAAGUAACAGGUUGCUUGAUGUUUUCAUUUUGAAAACACUUAAUAAGCUUAUGUUUAUUUUAUUAUGUACAUCAAUAUAGUUUGAUCUCAGUUUUUGUUACUGCAGUUUAUAUAACUCACACUUUGAAAACAUGUUGAAAUACAUUCCUUUAUUGUUAUUUGUGCCAUAUCAGAUUUUGUUUUUGUCAACCUUUGCUCUGACGUUUUUUUUUUGACUCUGUGACGAUUUCUCCUCUGCUGUGGUAGUUUUCAAGUUCUGUUAAACAUAUCACAAUUUAUUUUCAUAUAUUUUCCAUUGUUUUCUUGUCAUGAUCAAGUGACGGAUAAUAUGCUGGAGAAAAAGCUGGGCAUGACUAUUAUAUUGAAUAUUGUAUAGAUACUAGAUGUGAACUGGACAGCUGUGUAUGCAAUAACAGUCUUAGGUAGAAACAAAUAACCUUCCUUGUAUCUAGUAAAACCUUCAUAUCCAGAUAAGAUACACUUUCUUCAGUCAAAUUAUCAUCCUGUAUCUAUACAAUUUUUCAAGAACAUAAACAUUACAUUUUGGUAAAGAAAACAAGGUUAAAAAAAAUAGUUUGCACCUUCAAAUCCAGUAAGAAGUAUUGACCAGUUGCAUGUACUACAUCAGAUUAGAUAAGGCAAUAUCCACCUUGAAAUACACGUACAAGCAUAACCAGUGCCAUGUUUUGGUCAGUUUGCAGCCAAGAUGCAAAGCUUGUAGGUUUUAAUUAUUUUUAUCAACAUUAAACCCCUAUAAAGUGUGCACAUGGUAUUUUUAAAUGUCAGAAUAAUGACACUUUAUCAGAGAGGAGGCUAGAUGUUUCUUUUAAGUGUGAACCAGUGUAUAGCUACAUGUUCUAUAUAUAUUAUUCUGUCCCAUAACAUGACAUUUUCCAUGUGUUCCUUAAACACCUUUUUGUAGAAAGCCUUAAAUAUCUUGUUCUAUUAGUUUUGUUGGCAUUUAAAUGCAUUAUUGUAAAUAGUUCUGUGAAUUGUAUCUAUAGAUGUAUUUAUUUAUAAUGUUGAUUACGUGAAUAUUCCAUAAAGCUUGUUUAAUGUGCCGUAAAUGAAUUUUUUGUACAAUAAAAUGUUCCUUCAGCAGGAAAUAAAACUAAAUUCUACAAAUGA
Molecule: messenger RNA, 12245 nt
Organism: Mercenaria mercenaria
Lineage: Eukaryota; Metazoa; Mollusca; Bivalvia; Venerida; Veneridae
Product: cadherin EGF LAG seven-pass G-type receptor 1-like
Exons: 34
Coding region: 332-9601 (3089 amino acids)
Biological process (GO): G protein-coupled receptor signaling pathway; cell surface receptor signaling pathway; homophilic cell-cell adhesion
Cellular component (GO): plasma membrane
Molecular function (GO): G protein-coupled receptor activity; calcium ion binding
Source: RefSeq, a predicted model, not a curated record